Molecule: messenger RNA, 128 nt
Organism: Dentiscutata heterogama
Lineage: Eukaryota; Fungi; Glomeromycota; Glomeromycetes; Diversisporales; Gigasporaceae
Source: the annotation of a GenBank genome assembly
AUACCGCUAAUAAAGGUAUCACUAAUAAAGGUACUACUAAUAAAGGUACUGCUAAUAAAGGUACUGCUAAUAAAGGUACCGCUAAUAAAGGUACCGUAUAUAUUUAUUUUGGGAAUAAAGCUGAUUAG